Molecule: messenger RNA, 592 nt
Organism: Sesamum indicum (sesame)
Lineage: Eukaryota; Viridiplantae; Streptophyta; Magnoliopsida; Lamiales; Pedaliaceae
Product: heavy metal-associated isoprenylated plant protein 21
Molecular function (GO): metal ion binding
Source: RefSeq, a predicted model, not a curated record
CAACACCCGACAGACAUACAUAGGAAAGUAGAGAUUUGAAGAGUAAUGGGAUUUCUUGACCAUAUUUCAGAUGUAUGUGCAGUUACAAGCACAAGAAAGAGCAAAAGAAAGCCAAUGCAGACGGUGGAAAUCAAGGUGAAAAUGGACUGCGAGGGAUGUGAACGAAGAGUUCGAAAUGCGGUUUCCUCCAUGAAAGGUGUAAAAUCGGUGGAUGUAAGCCGAAAGCAAAGCCGAGUAACAGUGAGUGGGUACGUGGAACCAAACAAGGUCUUAAACAGAGUGAAGAGCACAGGAAAGAAGGCUGAAAUUUGGCCCUAUGUCCAAUACAAUUUGGCUUAUUACCCUUAUGCCCCUCAAGCCUAUGACAAGAAGGCACCUUCUGGCUUUGUGAGGAAUGUUGCUCAGGCAUUUCCAAGCCCCAACGCCCCUGUCGAGAAGUACACCACACUGUUCAGUGAUGACAACGUUAAUGCCUGUUCAAUUAUGUAAUCAGAUACAAUAUGUUCCAACGUUCUGUGUUUGGAUUCAAAAUUUUGAAUUUAUAUAGAAGUGGAGAAUGAGUAAUGUGGGAAAUUCGAUUUUUGUUUCUUUA